CUGUGGAGACUAAGUCCCAGAAUGCAGCGCGCCUCUCGGCGCUUCCCAGCUCUGAAACUCCAGCUUUAUUCCCCAGUUACACGGUGCGCUUGUAGGGCGCUCUGGCUUCUUGGGAUUGUAAUCAGCUGCCAAGAGAGCCCAAGAGUAGCCCAGCACAUUCAAAUUUGUGCUCUUGAUCUCCGACUUAAUUACAUUUGUCCCUGCAUUUGAUGGCCCUACAGAAUAAAUGCUUAGCCCUGGGCUAUCUAGCACUCAGUUUGUGGGAAAAUGUUCAGGGAGCAGCACAAUCUUUAGCGGCGGAUAGGAGGGUGGUGGCGUCCUAGAGUCCAUAAACCGGAGCUUGAAAGACUUCCAGCUGAACUCUCAUCUCUCAACACUGGCAAAUAUUCAUAAGAUCUACCACACCCUUAAUAAGCUAAAUCUAACAGAAGACGUUGGCCAAGACGAUCACCAAACAGGAAGCUUACGGUCUUGCAGUUCUUCGGACUGCUUUAGUAAAGUGAUGCCCCCAAGGAAAAAGAGAAGACCUGCCUCUGGAGAUGACUUAUCCGCCAAGAAGAGUAGACAUGACAGCAUGUAUCGAAAAUAUGAUUCAACUAGAAUUAAGACGGAAGAAGAGGCCUUCUCAAGUAAGCGGUGCUUAGAGUGGUUCUAUGAAUAUGCAGGUACUGAGGAUGUUGUAGGUCCUGAAGGAAUGGAGAAAUUUUGUGAAGACAUUGGUGUAGAACCUGAAAAUGUAGUUAUGCUUGUCCUAGCUUGGAAAUUGGAUGCACAAAACAUGGGUUACUUUACUCUCCAAGAAUGGUUAACAGGAAUGACUUCUUUACAAUGUGAUACAACAGAAAAACUCAGAAAUUCUUUGGAUUGCUUGAGAUCAUUAUUAAACGAUUCUACAAACUUUAAGCUUAUUUAUAGAUAUGCAUUUGACUUUGCACGGGAAAAGGACCAGCGCAGCCUAGACAUAAACACUGCCAAGUGCAUGUUGGGACUGUUAUUAGGAAAAAUCUGGCCCCUUUUUCCAGUUUUUCAUCAAUUCUUAGAGCAAUCAAAAUAUAAAGUGAUUAACAAAGACCAGUGGUGCAAUGUGCUUGAGUUCAGCAGAACCAUUCAUCUUGACCUCAGCAACUACGACGAAGACGGAGCAUGGCCAGUCUUGUUGGAUGAGUUUGUGGAGUGGUACAAAGAUAAGCAGAUGUCCUAGGAAGGACUAUGUGCAUAGCAGCGCGAGAGUCACUGUUACCACAGUUAUGUCACCCAUUAGCCAUAAAUUGCUGUUUGUAUCAAAGCGCAUGCUGCUUCUCUUGCACUGUCUCCCUUUGCAGGGAUGUUUUGGUGUUUGCUGUUGAAUGGGCCAGCUCUGCUUGCUGUGUAGCAUUGUUCUCUUGGAAGGCUGCUUUCCAGUUUGUAUUUACACUACAGAUUGGUGAAUUUGCCAACGUCCUCACUGUGAUUAUGUGUAUAUUGCUGUUUAAAUUUUGUAUAUGUGUAUAAAAAGCUUCACCUAGAGAUUAUUUCUGCAAAAAUGUAUUGUAAAAAUAAUUUUGUGGCAUAUUUCUAGUCCCUUUUUUCAAAUGAACCAGUUAUAUUUUGUUUGGUCUCAAAUGUAGCAUUUCAGAAAACAAGACGAAACAACCAUUACUGUGAGCAAGUGUUGCCAGAACUAACCUUACUGUUUAAAAGAGGCCAAUUUCUGGAAAAGGAGGCAGGAGUAAUAACAGUGGCUCAUGCCAGAUAUCAUUUGUUUUACUUGAUGAUAUUAGCAUUCUAAAAUGAUGAAAGUUGUAAUUGACUGUGUAACAUGCCGCAAAUGAGUUUUACCGUGCAAGAUACAAUUUUUUUUGUUUUGUUUUGUUUUUUAAUGUUGAAAAUAGUAGCUUGAAUGUAGGUACAAAUGAACAAAUUGAAAGUGCACCUUUUUUUAAGAAUUCGAGUUUAAAUUCUCAUAAACUUUCUUUAAUGUUUUUCCCUUGUUUGCCCUUUUGAAUUCCUCCAUCCAGUGGUCUGCUGAUACUCUCUAUGCCACUCUGACUAAAGUUGAUUUUGCCGCUUCCAUGAAAACAUACUGGCUUCCUGGCAACUUAUAACCUCAGAGCACUGUUAGUUGUGGCUUGAAUAUUUUAGUUAAAUUUCACAGUAUCUAAUUUUGAGUUUUUUAAAAAAGAAAUUAUGAGUGAGAGGUGUUUUGUUUUGUUUUUCUUGUUUAUUUCAUGCUAGGCUUUUCCUGGCAACGUGUUCAUUGCAGGCAGUGGACACGAAACCACCAGCAAUUAGCUAAACCUUAUCACACUCUAGGACCUUUCCUGGAGGGGCCACUUGUCAUUACCUGAAUCAUUUGUACAGAAGAAUGAUAGUCAUUAUUUAUGUGUAUGAGGAAACAAUGGUAUGUUUAGAUUUUUAUUUUAUGGUUUCUUGUUUUGUUCUGUUUUUUGCCUUGAGAAAAUGUGUAGAUUACAUGUUUCCACCCCACCUAUCUGGUGCUAUUGAAUGACUAACCUGGUCCCUAACGUUUUGCGAACAUACAUCCAAAGGUCUAAUGAUUAACCAAGUACAGAGCUAAGGUGCAUUUGAGCAAGUAGUUGCUGUGGUUGUGGGCAGUAUCCAUGCUUGAGCAUGCAGUGAUUCGGAUUAUUGGCCAAAACGUUUUAAAAUUAAAUGUGAACCUUUAAAUGAUGUUUAAUGAGUAAAGCACACAGACAAUGCUACUCUUGACCAUUGUUUUACAGUUUCUUUGCAAAUGGUGUUCUGAUUUUCGUAUUAUUUUUUUCCCUAACUGAACCACCAAAGACAAAAAUUUUGUGUAUAUAGUGUGCGUGCAUAUUCAAAAUCAUGAUAGGUAGAAUGCAGCUAUUUCGUUUUUCCUCUAAACAAUAAGGUUUGGUUUGCUGUGAAAUAAAACAAGUUUUUAAAACAAUAGCGAAUAAACAUACUUAGCCAUUCCUUGUUUUUAGUCUCACUUUUAACCUUACAGAUUUAUAUCCGUUUCCAAAAAUUAAUAUCUGGAAAGACAAGGAAAUAUCAGUAGUAUAAAACAGCGAUCGAGACUGCUCACUGAAGGGCAGUCCGAUUCACGUUUGCUAUUGCAGUGCGGAUUGGCCAUUGUCAGGUUUGGAUCUGUGGAGAACUGAAGUAUUUUCAGAUGUGCCCCAGUGAAAUGUUUAAAUAUCACACCUUUAAAGGCAGCAGGCCUUAAAUUUGAUCAACCUCUGUUUUGCAGAAAGCAAAUAUAAAUCAUAGAUAAAAUUGUUUUUCAGUGUUAGAAUCUGGAGAAUUUUUUUAAACACUAAGCACAGGUAAUCUUAAAAUAAAAAGAUUGUAACAAGAGAGACAUGGUACAUUUCAUCCAGAGUGAACAUUUUGAUAAGAGAAAACUCAAGUAAAAACAAUUCUAUGAUUGAUACAUGGUAUGAAAGUAAGCAUUCCAGUGGGGUAAUGGUGUACAUUGAGAAAACAGUCUCUGAACUACCUUGACAAAUAAGCCUCUGUGACUGCUGCCUGCAGAGUGCUUGCCCCUGGUUUUCUUUACUUUAUAUAUUUUUAAGGGAGAGUCAUAACUUUUUCUUAAAAAUUUGCCUAAGUUACACAGUGCUGAACAAUUCAUCAAGCACUUACUUGUGGGCUAAUGUCUAAUAAAUUUGGGUGCCUUCUUCUGGGUUUUCUUUAGUACCCAAACUUACAUCCUUUCUGUCUUGCCUUGUGUUUUGAAGUCCACUUUGCAAUGCUCUGUUUUAGGGAAUACAGGUUUUCAGGUCAGAAUUUUGUUGUUCAAUUUGCCAUACACACCCACUGUCAUGUUACAUGCCCUUUUUAUGAAGCAUGAACUUUGAGUUAAGUUUUUAUAACUCUAACUAAACAGACCUCUGGAUUCUGGUUUAACAACAGAUUUCUGUUGCCUCUUUGGUCCCCAUGCUGACAGUGCUUUUGAAAUUUAUACAGAAGGCUUUAAAAGUUAGUUUAUGCCCUCAGUUUUUAUUCUUACAACUGCUAAGAUACCUCUGUAAGCCUUAUCCUUUAUUCUUUCAUAAGUUGUAUAAUAAAUGUAUAGAACUCACUGACCAACUAAAAUGUUGGGUAUCUGUAAAUGAGACCAAAAUGUGGGUUGCUUUUUUCAUAAAGUAAUUUCUAUUGGGGGUUACUGUUAAAUGAACAGCAGCUAACCUAUAACUGUGAAUGCUUCGUGUCGUCAGUAUUUGCAUUACAUUCAUAAAAGUGUGCAAGUCCUGUGACUCCCAGCUUAACUAAAAUACUGUUAUGCCACCCAACUUGAGUACAGCAUACUGGUUUUAGGUUUUAAUGGAAUUGGUGUAAAAUGAUAUCCCAUAAAUAAAAAAGUAUUUGUGUUUGA
This is a messenger RNA of Cavia porcellus (domestic guinea pig), 4342 nucleotides long. It is a transcript of the gene Dcun1d4, whose product is annotated as defective in cullin neddylation 1 domain containing 4. The transcript is spliced from 11 exons. Gene Ontology annotation, cellular component: ubiquitin ligase complex. Gene Ontology annotation, molecular function: ubiquitin-like protein binding; ubiquitin conjugating enzyme binding; cullin family protein binding. Gene Ontology annotation, biological process: protein neddylation. The record is from RefSeq and is a predicted model, not a curated record. Bases 503 to 1201 code for a protein of 232 amino acids. NCBI's taxonomy places the organism in Eukaryota, Metazoa, Chordata, Mammalia, Rodentia, Caviidae.